Daphnia magna is the source of this 655-nucleotide messenger RNA. RefSeq lists its product as uncharacterized. NCBI's taxonomy places the organism in Eukaryota, Metazoa, Arthropoda, Branchiopoda, Diplostraca, Daphniidae. The record is from RefSeq and is a predicted model, not a curated record. The transcript has 3 exons. The coding region runs from base 273 to 563 and encodes 96 amino acids.
AAAUCGCGUUACCCAAAUAACAAAACGUCCAACCACUUCUUUAUUCGUCCUACCAUCGGACACAAUGUAAUCUCAUGGAAAUGUAUAAGGCUAUUUUCAACAAACAUAUAGACGUCACUUUUACGUUAGUGUUCCUAAUCGGGGAAACUAUUCCCCAAACGCUCAAUUGUCUUCACCAAAAUAAGCCUCGAUCGACAGACGUUGUUCUCAAAGUCUCUUCAAGAGCGAAUGGAUAGAUAUAGUCAUAGUUAUCGUUGCGUUGAGACAAUAAGAUGCCUUUUACGACUUUAAAGCGAACUAAUGUUGCUCAUGAUACCCAAAUGAGAACCCCUUCAGUCAAAAAUGGGCUGAAAUGGGCAGCGAUCGGAGGCGUUGUUUUGGGUUUCUUGGGUGUUAUGAAAAUCAGCGGCAAUCUGAACAGGGAAUUCUUCGCUGAACUUCUGUUGGCUCGGGACGGUAAAACACACGAAGCUCCGCAUCACCAGCAGACGGACAAGUCCGACUCAUCAAAUCAAAGCCCAAUAAUACCCCCUGGAACGGAAGCCACUAUAAUAAUUAAAUAAGAGAUGAUGCGCGCUUUUUUAACCUCUUGCGCUCAUACGUGCUCGUACGCUCAUAUCAUAUCUUUGGCUGUGCGUAAUUUGUGUUGAUGUAC